AUGUUAAAUGCGAGCAAUAUCGAGGAAAAUGAUAUAGAUAAUGUGAACAAAUUUUCAACUAAUGAUUUAAACAUACAUGAUGUAAAGUGUAAAAUUCGUGAAGAAUUGUGUAUGAAUAGUAAUUCUUCAUCUAGUCAAGAUCAAGAAUUUAAUAUACACUGGGAAAACAACUCUUGGGAUGUAAGUAAUUUCGAUGAAGUUAAUAUUAAUGACAAUGACAAUGACAAUCACAAUUCCAAUGACAAUGACAAUGACAAUGCCAAUGAUAAUGAUAAUGAUAAUAACGCUAGCGCGUCUUUUUUAGCAAUAAGAAGCGUACGGCAAUUAGCGGAGGAGGGCAAGAAUACCCUUCCAUUAGCAUCUAAGUGCGUAUUGAACGACAUGUACGUUGACGAUAUUAUUAGCGGAGCGCGAGAUGUAAACGAAGCUAAGGAAUUGCAGAAGCAAAUAACGGAACUAAUGAGCAAGGGACAUUUUAAAGUGCACAAAUGGCAUUCUAACUCGAGCGAAAUUGUACAAGACACAAAAGAAAUAAGUCAAUCAUCGGGCGUAAAUCUAAAAAUUAACGAUACUAUUAGAACUUUGGGGCUAAUCUGGGAACCCAACAGCGACGUUUUUGUAUUUACAUUAGGAUUUCGCGAGCGAGUCCGUUCCAAAAGAGAACUAUUAUCCGAAAUCAGUAAAUUGUUCGAUCCUUUAGGAUUGUUAGGUCCAAUAAUAACAUUAGCCAAAAUGCUGAUGCAAGAAACCUGGAAGGAACAAGUUGACUGGGACUCUGAAUUGCCAGCCAACAUUACUAAGAGAUGGGAGCAGCUACAAAGCGAAUUGCUAAACUCCACGAUACUACGCAUUCCACGCAAGAUCUCUGACGAGUAUAUUUCCAACGAUCUAAUGCUGUACGGAUUCUGCGAUGCAUCUCAAGAUGCCUAUGGAGCAUGCAUCUACGUCAAGGUUCGAAAUAAAGGAGAACAGGUAGCCCGUUUAUUAUGUUCUAAGUCUCGUGUCGCACCACUCAAGAUUGUCUCAAUCCCGCAAUUGGAACUAUGCAGCGCAUUACUUUUGGCACGUUUAAUCGAGCAAGUGACUCAAGCUUGUAAAUUUCAGUCCUGCAAGAUAUUCGCAUUUACGGACUCCAUGGUCACACUAUAUUGGAUAAAGGGCGACUUAUCUCGUUGGAAACCCUUCGUCGCAAACAGGAUCUCAGAAAUUACUCGUAUUUUAUCGGCAGAAUCAUGGGCACACGUACGAAGUGAGGAUAAUCCCGCGGAUUUGCUGUCUAGAGGCGCAUUCCCCAACGUACUUCAAAAUUGUAAGUUGUGGUGGGAGGGCCCUCCCUGGAUAUCAAGCAAUUCGAUGAAUUUUCAACCUCCAGAGAGCUUCGAUGAUACGCAUUAUCUAGAAACCAGGGAAAUCAAGGACGAAGAACGAAAGGUCAAGACAUCAUGUCAUCACCUUACCUCACAAGAAUCAAUUUUCCAAAACUUAUAUUCUAGGAUAUCUGUUUUGUCCAAGUUGGAACGAGUGUUAGCAUACUGCUUACGUUUUAUCGCUAAUUGUAAACGUAGUACUGAAAAACAAGGUGGUCCAUUGGCAGCAGCCGAGAUUACGAUAGCGAGGUCAUACUUGAUUAAGAACGCACAAGCGGAAGCCUUCAAGGAAGAGAUUUCUAUGCUACGCCAUUCUAAAUUUCUAAAAUCAUCUAGUAAGUUACUAAGCUUACAUCCCUUUCUGGACGAUAAAGGAUUGUUGAGAGUGGGAGGUCGACUGCGCCAUGCACCGCUAUCCUUCUCACAAAGGCACCCUAUAUUAUUGCCUUCAAAGCACACAUUCACCAGACUAUUGGCUGAACGAGCGACUCCUACAUGCUGGUCCUCAGGCUCUCUUGUCUGCAAUUCGACAAGAAUACUGGCCUCUACGCGGAAGCCUCAGGCAGCUCUACAGUUGAUGGGUGAUUUGCCGGCUGAUCGAGUCACCCCUAUGCGGCCAUUUUAUAAUUGUGGCGUGGAUUUCGCAGGUCCUAUUACUACGCUAUUGAACAAGGGCAGAGGUCGCAAAACUAUCAAGAGCUACAUUGCCUUAUUCGUUUGUUUUUCGACGAAGGCUCUUCACUUGGAAGCCGUAAGUGAUCUGAGCACCGAGGCAUUUUUGGCAGCUUUAAGACGCUUCAUCGGUCGAAGAGGUUGUCCCCAAAAAAUAUAUAGUGACAAUGCUACUAAUUUCAAGGGAGCACAGCGCGAAAUCGGCGAAAUGUAUUCAUUUCUUCAACGUCAAAUCAAGGAAUCACUACAGAACAAGUUGGCAGUGGAAGGAAUUCAAUGGAUUUUUAUUCCUCCCUACUCCCCUCAUUGGGGUGGACUUUGGGAAGCAGGAGUGAGAUCUUGCAAAAACCUGUUACGCACGGUGAUGGGCAAUUCCCUAUUUACAUUUGAAGAGCUCGGUACGGCGCUUAUUCAAGUCGAAGCUUGUCUCAAUUCGAGACCUUUAUACGCGCUUUCCAGUGACCCUUCUGAUUUGGAGCCGCUUACUCCAGGACAUUUUUUGACUGAAGGACCACUUACAGCUCUCCCUGACACAAAUGUUCAAGAGAUAAACAUUCAUCGUUUGAACCGUUGGCAAUUAGUUCAACGGGUCUUUCAAAACUUUUGGAAACGGUGGGCGGCAGAAUAUGUCAGUUCAUUACAAGGACGUUCUAAAUGGCAGAAACCUCAACGCAACCUUCAGGUCGGAGAUUUAGUUCUUCUACAAGAAGCCCAUUCUCCUCCUUAUCAGUGGAAACUAGGUCGGGUUUUAGAACUACAUUACGGUCAGGAUAAAUUGGUUAGAGCCGUGUCGGUUAAAACUGCUAACAGCGUGACUAAGCGUGCGAUUACCAAGGUGUGUAAAUUGUCUGUCACUGAUACGGAGAAAGAUUAUGAUUAA
Molecule: messenger RNA, 2919 nt
Organism: Wasmannia auropunctata (little fire ant)
Lineage: Eukaryota; Metazoa; Arthropoda; Insecta; Hymenoptera; Formicidae
Exons: 3
Coding region: 1-2919 (972 amino acids)
Biological process (GO): DNA integration
Molecular function (GO): nucleic acid binding
Source: RefSeq, a predicted model, not a curated record